Messenger RNA from Lytechinus pictus (painted urchin), 12669 nucleotides. Its product is annotated as chondroitin sulfate synthase 1-like. NCBI's taxonomy places the organism in Eukaryota, Metazoa, Echinodermata, Echinoidea, Temnopleuroida, Toxopneustidae. The record is from RefSeq and is a predicted model, not a curated record. Gene Ontology annotation, molecular function: glucuronosyl-N-acetylgalactosaminyl-proteoglycan 4-beta-N-acetylgalactosaminyltransferase activity. Bases 1 to 1602 code for a protein of 533 amino acids. Gene Ontology annotation, cellular component: Golgi cisterna membrane. The transcript has a single exon.
AUGCAGACACUGUUCUACAACAACUACAGCGUUGGUGACACAGCAUUCACUGGAGACUUGCAGAGAUUGGAGGUCCACAAUGCCAUCACCAUGCAUCCCGUCAAACGGACACCGUACCUCUACCGUCUCCACAACUACCUCCAGUCCGUCAAGAUCAACGAUCUGCACAUGAAGAUCACCUCACAGUAUCGAGAGAUCCAGGAACUCAAGGAACUCCUUCACGAAGACGGUGAGGAAUCAGUCACAGUCCUUGAUCAGGACGCCCGGCGCUACGGGAUGCCUAUAAGUCUGAAUCAGUACAUCCCGGACAGCCACAGAGACGUCAUUCCCUGGAAUUAUUUCUCCCGGUACGUCUACCACUGUUGCCAUGAUAGCCCACGUAUGGGUCUCACCCAGUCAGUCAGGACUGCCCUCAAAGACAUUGUGAUGCAGGUCAUGAAGUUGAUCAAUUCCAAUUCCCAAAAAGUUGGCAGGACAAUAGAGUACAAAGAAAUCCUGUACGGUUACUCUCGUGUCACGCCGAAUCGUGGAGCAGAUUACAUCUUAGAUUUGUUAUUGAUUUACAAGAAGCAUAGAGGAACGAGUCGCACUCUUUCUGUUCGAAGACAUGCCUAUCUUCAUCAGUCCUUUGACAGGAUAGAGUUCAAGGAGGAGGAGGAUGGUUAUGCAAGUAAUGUACCUGCAACAGGUGGAUUCCAGAGCUCACUAAGUAUCUUUGGCCAUAAGACAAACUCAGAUCCGUCAUCACAACUUGGUCGAAGCCCAGAGAGGAUAAAGGCAACUAUACACUUCAUCAUGCCUCUAUCUGGUAGGCUAGAAAUAUUCCAGCGCUUUAUGAAAAACUAUGAGCGUGUGUGCUUAAAAGCAAAUGAAAAUACAAAACUACUAGUUAUACUCUUUAAGAAAGCAAUAGACGAUCCUUCUGCAGAUAUCAUUAGGACUGUGAUGGAUCACCAGAAAGUGUAUCCUGGUAAGGAAAUGAAGGUCAUACAGGCGCAGGGAGAUUUCAGUCGAGGUUUAGCCCUGGAGCUUGGAGCCGGGCAGUACGGACCGGACGCUCUCAUGUUCUUUGUAGAUGUAGACAUGUACUUAUCGCAGGGAUUCCUCAACCGCUGUCGCAUGAACACAGACCGUCGAAAAUCCGUCUACUUCCCCGUCGUCUUCAGUCAGUAUAGCCCGGACAUCGUGUUCGGCUCGGAGGCACGCCAAGGUAGCCAGCUUGUCAUCAACAACGACGCGGGUUACUUCCGUCACUUUGGCUUCGGUCUGGUGUGCCUGUACCACGGCGAUAUGAACGAUGUUGGCGGGAUGAACAAUGCCAUCGUUGGAUGGGGGAUGGAGGAUGUGGACCUAUACGAGAAAUUUGUGCAAAGCAACAUGACAAUAUUCCGUGGACCCGACACAGGGCUGGUCCACAUAUACCACCCUGUUAUAUGUGACCCUCGAUUAGAGGCGAAGCAAUACCAAAUGUGCAUAGGCUCCAGAGCAAGCACGUACGGGAGCAAUAUACAGCUCGCCAGAAUCUUACAAGAAAUGUCGCAGAAUAUAAAAGGAGGGAAGAAGGAAGAUAGUCAUGAAGAUGAAGAUUACGAUGGAAGGUAGCAUUAACUGUAUUAAAGCAUGUAGCUAUUGUAAAGCUUUGCCAUGGUGAUUUGCCUCAAAGAUGAAUUAGUUAUAUACCUGGAUAGUAGGGAGUGGAUUUAGAACUCAUGUGGACUGUCAAUAUUCUGUCAUAAGUGCAAGGCUGCAAGCCAUAAGUAAAGAAAGCAAAAGAGGCCUACAUGCCAUACAGUAUCCCAUGAGCUAGACAUGGCAUAACACAAGUCCAGGACAUAUGAGUUGGUUACUCAUCGCAUUGAUUUAAAUUAACCCUAGAUUAAACUUGUACCACAUUUUUAUGGAGUUCCAAAUGCCAUCUCAUUUCCCAAGUGCAUGUUGUCCACAAUAUCCACAAUAUUUCAGUGAAAGAAUCCAUACCAAUGAACUUUUAUGAUGAAAUUAUCAAUUUUAACAAUAAUAAUGAGUACAGAUCAACCUUUCAUACGGUGAAUAAUUUUCUAAGUCAAGGAAUCUUUUCAGACCAGAAAAUGCAAAUAGUUUUUAAAUCUUCUAAAUCAAAAUUUUCCUUUAAGUUUAAACAGAUUUCUGUGGUCAAAAUUAGAUUUGACUCUGGCAGAUUCACCUGUAGGCGUAAAAUAAUGAACUUAAAUUAAUUCUUUGGAAAAUAAUCUUUGUGAUGAUCGAUCUUAGGAGAAUAAAACGUAGCCUUCCAUAAGUAGAGGUGUGGAUUAAGAUCCCUUGUUUCUUCUGGUCUAAAACUCUGGCUAACUUAUUCGAACUGUAACCCUUACCGGGUGUAGCUUGUGGACCCUGCAGAAAUGAUGUGGACAACAUUGUUCAAAGGCUGAUGAACUUCUGGGAGUAAUUCUUGUGGCUUUGCAGCUAAUUAGCCGUAGCUGAGUCACCAGUCUACGAAUGCAUUACCUUCGCAAAGUAUAUGUAGUCACAUACCGUCCAUUAGAACUAUUACGGCAAGAUCAUUUCUUGUGCCUAUUCGAAUUUCACACGUUUGUAUUCCAUCAAGUAGGCCUAAUCACCAUGGCAAAGCUGUUGAAAGUAUAUAUUUAUUAUUAUUGAUGCUAUUAUGCCCAAAGUUUACUUUCAAAAAGACAAUCAUUCCUCUUGUUUGAAAGUAUAGUUCAAAAUGUGAGAGGAAAAUGCAACUCUGUGGUGCGGGAGAGUACCAGAUUCAUGUGUGUGUGUCUUUUAAUGAUUCAUCUCUUUUAUGUUGAAGGGGGCCUCCACCCUAAUUAUACCAAGUUGGUUUUGAAAGAAGCAGACAUAUGAGGUGAAAUGACAAGGGAAAUUUUUUGAGAAUCUGGAUUCUGCAUCAAAUUCUUUUUAAAAAAGUGUAAGCCUUUGAUCCAUCAAAUACAUUAUCGCAAACCUGUGAUAUACAAGUUGAAACUUCCUUCCCAUUUUUUUUGUGACAACAUAUAUUUAAUCUUGUUUCAUUUGUUUCAUUUGUUAUCAAUGACAGGAUAGAAGUGUUUUAUACUUACAAAAAUUAUGUUUACAUUGAGAUUGAAUCUGAAAUGUGAAGCCUGUGGACCAGUUCCUGUUGAAGUUGAGUUAGUUCACAAUAGUUAACAGUUGGAGUUCAUUAGAUCCAUAAGAAUUAAAAGUCCGUCUUAAGCUUUAGUAAAGAGUCACUAACAUGAACUAUACUCAAGUAUCAAUGAUUAUUUCAUUAUUCCAAAAGCAUAUAAUUGAAUGCAUUUAUUUGCCAAUUAGAAUUUUAUAUGGCUUUUUCUGGCAGUUAGGACUUCAAUUUGAAUCUAGUGCUCUCUUUCAAUAACGUUUUUGUCUCACCUGCAUAGCAGAGUGAGACUAUAGGCGCCGCUUUUCCGACGGCGGCGGCGACGGCGACGGCGGCGGCGGCGUCAACACCAAAUCUUAACCUGAGGUUAAGUUUUUGAAAUGACAGCAUAACUUAGAAAGUAUAUGGACCUAGUUCAUGAAACUUGGCCAUAAGGUUAAUCAAGUAUUACUGAACAUCCUGCCUGAGUUUCAUGUCACAUGACCAAGGUCAAAGGUCAUUUAGGGUCAAUGAACUUAGACCAUGUUGGGGGAAUCAACAUCAAAAUCUUAACCUAAGGUUAAGUUUUUGAAAUGUCAUCAUAACUUAGAAAAUAUAUGGACCUUGUUCAUGAAACUUAUACAUAAGGUUAAUCAAGUAUCACUGAACAUCCUGCAUGAGUUUCACAUCACAUGACCAAGGUCAAAGGUCAUUUAGGGUCAAUGAACUUUGGCCGAAUUGGGGGUAUCUGUUGAAUUACCAUCAUAACUUUAAAAGUUUAUGGAUCUGAUUCAUGAAACUUGGACAUAAUAGUAAUCAAGUAUUACUGAACAUCCUGUGCAAGUUUCAGGUCACAUGAUCAAGGUCAAAGGUCAUUUAGGGUCAAUGAACUUUGGCCAAAUUGGGGUAUUUGUUGAAUUACAGCCAUAAAUUUGAAAGUGUGUUGGUCUAGUUCAUAAAACUUGGACAUAAUAGUAAUCAAGUAUCACUGAACAUCCUGUGCGAGUUUCAGGUCACAUGAUCAAGGUCAAAGGUCAUGUAAGGUCAAAGAACUUUGGCCACGUUGGGGGUAUUUGUUGAAUUGCCAUCAUAUCUCUAUAAGUGUAUUGGUCUAGUUCAUAAAACGUGGAAAUAAGAGUAACCAAGUAUCACUGAACAUCUUGUGCGAGUUAUAGUAGUUUUCAAAAUCAGCACUGCUGCUAUAUUGAAUUGCGUGAUGCAGGUGAGACGGCCAGAGGCAUUCCACUUGUUAUUUUUAUUAAAAAUAGUCGUUUGAGCACUACAUUUAAAGAUUUAGUAAUUGGAUAUCAGGAAAAUACUGACAAAGAUUAUAUCCUUCAAUUUUCAGCCCAUUCCACACUUGAGAUGCUGUUUUAUAUAAACAAGACAAAAUAUGGAUAUUCUGUUUUGAUCGGGCACUCAAUUGAAUUAAAAUACGGGGCCUGUUUCAUAAAAGUUAUUAAGUUACUAUUACAGUAACUUUGCCAUACAGUGAUAAGUUCCAUGAAAUCCUUGAUUCUGAUUGGUUGCUGAUCCUUGUUGCCAUGUCAUUUAUAAGUGGAUGGCGAAGUUACCAUAAAAUAAUAUACCAUGAAAAAUAAUAAAAUGAAAUACAUUUUUAGAUCAUAUCCUUCAUACCACAACCAAUUUUUUUUUUGGGGGGGCAUCUACAUGCAGAAAUGAAAUAGUAUAGUGACACUCACAUUUAGUGGGAUUUACCAAAACUGAAGACAUGCUUUAUUAAUACAUUUCAGGUAACCAGGUGCCCGCCUGUAAUUAAUAAGGGCAUAGGAAUACUCCAAUGUUAAUACCAAAAUGUUCUAUAGAGUAAAUGAAAAGGACAUAUACUGGUAUAUCACAGAUUUGCCUAUUUCUGUUUCAUUGAAAAAAGAAAUAUUUGAUUGUUUUUAUACUUGCAUGUAAAUGUAAACCUUCCUUUAUUCUUGUAAUGUCUUUGUGUUGCUUGCUUUUAAAACCAACUUCAUAUUAGGGUGGAUUUUCUCCCUUUUGUGUGUCAUUUUUUUUAAAGCAAUUGAUGAUGUUGUAAAUGACUUUAUGUAGUCCCUUAUACUGCCAGCUGCUCACAUUGUUUUCAAUUGUACAAAUUAUCAGAUGUGUUAAAGAUCUCCUUAGUUCUACUAUGUUUCUUGUUAACAUGGAUACAGGAUUUUUGCCCAAGAAAGAGAAAACCUUACUGAUUUGAACUGUUGAAGUGUACCAUUUGUAAUGAGAAAGAAAGUUAAAGCUGGAUCAUUCUAUCCUUUAAAGACUGUCACACCUGAGAAGGGUAUAUCUUGAAACAUUUGGACACAAGUAGGAUAAGAUGUGUAGGUAGGUACUUGCUCCAUUUACGUGUAGGCCAACACAUAAAUCUGUAUGCAUUUUACCAAAAACUGGCAAUGACUAUUCACAAUGACCGUUAUUGCUUGCGCUUUUUGUUUAAAAAAACGUAAUAGCCAAUCUGGGGUGAUGUUUCAUAUUUUGCUGUUUGAUCAGUAUGUAACAUUCCUCAGAUCAUGUCAGGGAAUGCCUUUUGGUGCAACAUGACGGCUUGUGUCAUCAUAUUGGGUUGUUGCGUCGGGUCGGGCAGUCGCGGAACCUGACCAUUCGAGAAUAUACGGCCCCCCCCCCUUGAUUCUCAAAAAUCGUCGGGUCCAGUUUUCCUGAUCAUUCGAUAAAAGAGCACCCUAAAAUUCCUGAAAGGACGGGUCAAGUUUACCCAUUUUUUUGCUAAAAUUAUUGAAUGGUCAGAGGUAAACGGGAUCUUACAUCUUCGGAAUUUAGGGGGCCCGAUUCUCGAAUGGUCGGCAAUAUGCGAUUGCCCAACCCGACGCAACAACUUAAUAUAAUGAUGCAUGACCCCGGGGGGGCCACUUCCAUUCACGAGUGGAUACCAUGCGCGACCAUGGGGUCUCGAAAAGCACCCUAAACACGUAAUUUCCAUAUUCUGAAAAUGCACCCCUUAACAAGUAUUGGCGUGUGAAACCCUACCCUUAACAAGUAUUGGAAACAAAACGAUACUCUUGGCAAAUAUUCCCUGAAAUGAACCCCUAAACAAGUACAAAAAUGUUUUAUUGUUACGGGUCCUUCGGUUGUCGGCUUUACCUUAUUUGGUUUAGUACGACCCCACCUUCUACACCUCGCGCAAAUCGGACUCUAAACACGAAGUGUUGAGGCAAAAAGGACAUCCUUUAUAAAACAUUUUAAUUUUGUUUUAUCAUCCCCGCAAAUUCGACCCUUAACACGUAAUUUUCCGAGCGAAAUAGAUACCCUUUUUUCAUUAUUUUUGUGUUUUUGACACCCUUAUCACGUUACGUACGUAACGUGCCCUAUCGUGAAAAAGACAUCCCUUUUACGUGUUUUUUUGGUCGCGCAUGGUAUCCACUCGUCAAUGUAAGUGGCCCCCCCGGGUGCAUGACAUAAAUCAUCAGGCAUGAUCUAGCAACAGGUUUAUUUUUCCAAGAUAGCAAUUAAUUGAAAAGCAAGUAAUGACCAAUGGAGAUAAUUAUUGCGCGCACAUUUUGUGUUUAAAAAUUAUAAAUAGCCAAUCGGAGUUGAUGUUUGAAGUUUUGCUAGUGUGCUAAUACUGGAUCAUGUUUUUAAGUGCAACAUGGCAUAAGUCAUCAGACAUCAUGAUCUAACUGGCUGCUGUCUUUAUGUUGUAAACUUCAUUUCCUGUUCAACAGGUAAACAAAGGGGGCUUGCUCUUUCAUUUUGCUAAGUACAAGAAGGUAUAUUCAGACCGACUCGAUCACUGGAAAAUCCAAUCUGUCGCACAAACUUCUUCAAGCACCAUCAUAUCCGAUUAAUGGAACUAAAGUAGACCAAUUCAAGCGCGUGCUGUAUGGCCUGAUUAGUAUGGCCCGAGCAUCCCACAGCCUUUGCACCCAACUGCUCACUGGCUUAGAGAACGUUCUCAUAAUUUGCUUUCACACUGCGAGAAUUCCUGCGACUUUGGAAAAAGUCCCUGCUACAGUUCUUUUGAUAUUUGACAAGUACUUACUAUUGAGUGGGUAUUUCCUUUUGGGAAUAUUGCAAGUAAUUUGCUUUCACACUGCAAAAAUGCCAUUUUUUCGGAUGGGGGUGGAUCAGGUUGUAUUUUUUUUCCCGAUCAGAGAAAAUUAGAUAUUCUCACAAUUUGAGGUGGUCUGAAUAUGCGUACUUGAAGAACUUUAUGAAAGUUGAGGGAAACGAACACCUGUUUGAGUAUCAAGUUGACUUUCAGGAGAGUGCCAGAAUUCAUAAGUAAUAACUUCUUGGAUGGAUUUAAUAAAGGGGUGCUCUCAGACCUCACAAUUCACAACUCGGUAUGGCUUUUUCAAAGGUAGAAAAGUGGUGUGGAGUCAUUUGUCACAGCAAUUUGCGAUCCAUUGUAAAAUUGCAAGUGUUUCUGGUCGUUUGAUCUUUAACAUAAUGAGCAUGCAACAAUAAUCUAGAUUGGCAGUUGUCAUUGUUCCAUUACUUACAAACAUUUUUUUUUUGCUCUUGAUCCAAUUCACAUUGGAAGGUUAGAAAAAGUGUCCAGAAAUGAUUGUAAAAGGGUCAAGCAUGUACAUGUAGGUAGCCAGUUAAAAUUGCAGACAAUGAACAUUUUGAAUGACCCAUUCCUCCCAAGAUCACAUGAUAAUCAUGUAUACAAACAUGAGUCAGUUAAAAAUGAUGUUAUUGUGGACCUAAUAAGUAAUUCAUUCUGUUGAUGAAAAAAAUGUAUUUUACAAUUUAUCAAAACUGCAAAUUAUGUUUUAAAGGAAUUCCUUGCAAAUCAUGAUUCUUAGCUUUAAAAAUAUGAUCACAUUAACUUAACUAUAGACUAUUAUUCAUCAAAGAUUGCGCUUCAAAUUCCUUUAUUUCUAGAUCAUACGAAUACUCUCUGAAUGUCCUCAAGUUUUAACUUGAUUUUCUCAUGGAAAAACUGGUCCUAGGUUUGGCUUGAUAUCAUCCAGAGCCCUCUGUCAUAUUUGCCUGUCAAAAACAAAUUGUGCAACUUUAAAGGACAAGUCCACCCCAACAAAAAGUUGAUUUGAAUACAAAGAGAAAAAUCCAACGAGCAUAACACUGAAAAUUCCAUCAAAAUCGGAUGUAAAAUAAGAAAGUUAUGACAUUUUUAAAUUUCGCCUAAUUUCACAUAAUAGUUAUAUGCACAUCCUGGUCGGUAUGCAAAUGAGGGAACUGAUGACAUCACUCACUCACUUUUUCUUUUGUAUUUUAUUAUUUGAAAUAUGAUAUAUUCUAAUUUUCUCCUCAUUGCCUUGUGAACAAAGUUUUAUUUCUCACUGAUCAUGUGGAGUUACCAUUGCUUAACAUUAUAUGGUUCAGUCAAGUUGGUCCUUAUUGUCAAAUCUGUAAAAAUUGAAAUAUUGUAUAAUUCAAACAAUAAAAAACAAAAGAAAUUGUGAGUGAGUGACAUCGAUUCUCUCAUAUGCAUGUGACUAAAUUGUGCAUAUAACUAUUUUGUUACAAAUAAGCGAAAUUUCAAAAUGUCAUAACUUUCUUAUUUUUCAUCCGAUUUUGAUGAAAUUUUCAGCAUUAUGCUUGUCUGAUUUUUCUCUGUUGAUUCAAAACAAUUUUUUCUGAGGUGGACUUGACCUUUAAUAAACUUGUCUAACAACAGAGGGCAGUAUUCAUCCAAAACUACAAUUUAAACUUUUGAGCCUCAGAGCUCCAACACAUUAGUACUGUACAUUUACACAUCCUAUUUAUAUGUAUUUUUUUUUUUCAUUUUUAAUUAUGUUUUAGUUUGUGAAUCAAUUGCUGUAUUUGCAUUCUAAUAAGACAUGAAUCCCGGUUGUUACUUUGAUGUUGUAUUGACAUGGAUAUUUUUGUACAAUAAAAAACAAGCAACUGGUUUGUUCAUAGGAAUAUUUUAUCUUGAAAGUUGUAAAUAAUACAUUUGAAUUUUGUAAGAUACACAAAAUUAUCUAUGUAGGAAAAUUUUAUAACAAAAUAGGGGCAGUAGGAUAGAUGAGAUAGGAAUUACAGAAAUAGAUGAUUCUGUUUUUCUUUUGGAGAGAGAAAGAAAGUAGGAGAGAUCCAUACCAUGAGCAAUAGACGAUUUUUUGAGUAUUAUGCCCCAAUUACAUGCCUCAAUUUAAUCUCAGCCUUUUAGCUGCUACCCAAUCAACUCGCAGUAAACAUCAAUCAUUCAUCACAGUAAAUGAGGGCAAUUAAUAGUCCAAUGCAGAAAUAACCAGUAUUAAAUACAUGUAUGCAUGCUUAUUCGGUUAAUUUCUCCUCUUAUUGUAGAGAUUGUUCAAUAUUUUUUAUUAUAAUGAUGAUAAUUUGAAAUUAUGUUGAAAUGAAAAGUACUAUAAAUAUAUUUUGUAUUGAAAUCACUCUUGGCAUUUGUGUAUGAUACAAUUUUUUCCCACUCUUAUCCAUGUUCAAUAUUUCCAUUGAGUAAUUUUGUUCAAUCAAAACAAAAUAGGCCUACAUUGUACAUGUAAGGGAAACUGUGUUCUCAUCUACAUGUAAUUAUUGACAUCUUAGAUGUAGACGGAAUACAAACAAAAAUAUUUCCUGUUUUCCAUGAUCUUGUAAGAUAAUUAUAGCAUUUUAAUCAUUUAAAUCUUACACAAGUGCAUUUAUACACUAAUACAGAAGACAAAAUUGCUCUUUCUCAGUUCUUAUUAGAAAUUCUUAUUGAAAUGAUUACUUCUCUGAUAUAAAUGCAAUUUAUUCAUUACUAAUUGCACAUGGUUUGGGGUGUUAUUAUCAAAAUUUAUAUUAAUUAUAAUAAUAUUUGGUAAUAUAUGUGACUAAAAAAAAACGGUGGAAAAGGUGCUACUUCUCUGUAUUUUGGUAUUCCAAUUAUCACAUUUAGGAUCAUUCAAAUAUAUUUUCUGUGCCUUAAGGCCUUGGUAAAAUACAGCAAAGGUAAAGUAUAUAUCAUCUCAACGAGCACUAUGCUUCCUUAUAGGAGGAUUACAUAGAUAUUGAAUUGAGAUACCAUUCAAAUUCUUGGCAUAUAUUACUUAUGAUAAUUGGAAUAUUUCUUCAUCCUUCUUUUUCUUACUUUCUUCUUUUAUCUCCCUUAGUUUUUAAAUAUUUGCUGAUGACUGAGUUUUAGGUAUGAUUAUCAAUCCCUAGUCAAAUUUCAAAUUUGUCCAGGCCUUGAUUUAUUAUGUUAAGUUUAUAGUCAACACAUUCUAGGUACUACCGUCAAUGGUGAUAAUGAAUUGUUUUAUAAGGAGAGAUUCCAUAAUGUUAUGGUUGACUUUUAACUUUUAUAAAAGUUAUGGUUGACUUUUAACUUUUAUUAAAGUGAUUGAGCAUUGAGUGUAUAGGUACAGUGCUUAUCAUCAUUAUGAGCGUGCAAAUGGCCUGUCUCAUACAAGAUUCUGAGAAAAUUCAGAGAAAAACACAUUAAAAGUUUUACCCUUUUUGACUGGUGAAUUUGGAUCCUCCUUUGGAAAUACUCUACAUGAUUUUCUACUAUCAGGACUGUGAGAGACUUCAUAAAAUUUGGAGAUUAAAUUUCACUGUUGAUAGAUUCUACAUGUAGUAUAUAACUUUUCAAAAAUGCAUGAAAAUACAUAUUGAUUUUGACCCAAUUUUUGACAGUUUGUUGGUUCUUUUUAAAAGCCAACAAUGUCUUUGACUAACAAGUCAUUUGUUAUCAUGUGAACUCCAUUGAUGGUAUGAUGAUAACAAUUAUACUUGCUUAUGUGUAACUGUAACUUUUAAUAUGAGAAGCUCAUGAGCACUUAAUAAUAAGCAGUAUUACCCUACCAAAGUGAUAAAUUGGUGGAACAUGGAUAUUUUUUUUACCAUUUCAAUCAUGUUUAUAAACUGCAGGGCUGCUACAUGUAUGUGAAUUCUUGUAAUGGCUUUUAUUUGUUUAUUUCCUUCCAAGACUUGAAAGGUAAUUUACUUUGUAAUGGUGUAAACAUUUGAGUUAUACUUUUCAAAGAUUAAUAUGAAUGUCUCAAUUGAUUUGGGGAGAUAAAGUGAAGAUCUGUGGAAAUGUUUGAGAACGAUACUAACGGUACCAACACUCGAUCCUUCCAACAGUUGUGCUGAAAGUUCUCUCAGGGUGAAAAAAAUAUUGACAACUCAUAAGCUACACAAUGUAUUUUUUUUUUCUUGUGGUUGUUUCAUAAAGCGUAUGACUUUACACACAGGUUGGUGUUAAUUUCUUAGAGGGCUGGUUCGGAAUAAUGUAAAGAUAAGGAUUGGGGUUUAUUUAGUUGAGAUUGGAUUUUAUGUUUGGCUGAAUGUGCAGACUUUCCAUCUGAGCGAUUGUCGCCGGAGCAAAUGUCAUGGAACUGACUGGUGACCCUUUCUUGCGCUAAAUGAAAUAUCCCAACGUUAUGUAGUAGCUGACGGUGGUCAGCUAAGUCAGCUACAAAGAACGUUCCAUUCAUGCAUAACUAACAUUACAAACAGCUUUAUAAAUCGCUCACCUGGUGGGUGUUUCAUGAAGCUGUUUUUAAGUUAUGAGCGACUUUACGAACGACUUGUGACCCUUUCUUUUGAACUAAAUCAACACCAAUGGAAAUCCGGUGCUUACCUCAGGAAAGGAUCAUCGCCAAGUGGCUCCUAACGAACAGCUUCAUGAAACCAUUUCCUGUUUGGUUUGUUUUCAGCACAUAUCAUAACGCUCUCGUUAUCCAUAUAUAUUUUUCAUGUUGACAUGGUUAUUUUAUUAUUUGUUUGUUAAUUACAUGCUCACAAUACUCCCUGCAGGUAUGUCUUUAAUAGUUAUGUUUGGAUUUAAGAUUACUAAUAUUGGACAGGAUAGGGGCAUCUAGUGAGUCAAUGUGAAGGUAAGAAAUCCCAGGAACUCAAGGGGGCGCUAUUGGCUAGUUAUGUUACACGUUGCACUCGCCGUCAUCUUCAUUACGAAAAUCGUCUGCGUAAUUUGCAUACAGCUAAGGCCACUUCAAAAAUUCUAGAAGGAGGUGUAGCAAACCUGCAAGGAUCACCGAACAGCAGCCAAUCGCAUACGCAAACUGAGAAUCGUCUUGAGUUCGGGCAUUCGAACCCUAGCAUCUGCGUAAGCAUUAUGUUGGUGUAAACAGGCAGGUGAUGCCGUCCGCCGCGCAUACGUAUGUCCAAAAAUGCCCUCAUGACUCGUGGGAGAGAAUACCUGUAAUGUACUAAGUUAUUAAUCUGUUGUGAUGUAAUAUGGGAUUUUUUUUUUUAGUUAGCCAUGUCACAUUUUAGACUAAUCUAAGGCACCCAACCAAAAUUCCUGGGCCUUUUAGCAGUUAUCCAACCAUAAAGGUGUAGAGCAUAUUUUACAAUAGCUUUCAUGCUCUUCCCAUUGGUGACAUGUGAGGGCUAGCCAUGAAAAGACGCUUGCAGGAAUGGUUCAUCUCUGCUUUUUGGGGGAAGGUGCCUGAACAUUAUUUGUUUUAUUAUGUUACUUCCAACUUCCCGCACAUAUUACUUUGGUAUUAACAAUUUGAUGUUUCUAUUUCACCUUGAUCAUGUCAGAAGUGGUGAUUGAAAAUAUGAAAAAAAGAUGCUGAUAUAUAUUUUAUGAUGUUGUGUACAGAAAUCAAGAUUACGAUAAGGCAGUGAUUGUUAUACUAUAUACUUGUAUUAAAUUCACCGUUCUGUGUAUAUGUUUAAAAGAAUCAACCUCA